Pocillopora meandrina is the source of this 4491-nucleotide messenger RNA. NCBI's taxonomy places the organism in Eukaryota, Metazoa, Cnidaria, Anthozoa, Scleractinia, Pocilloporidae. The record is from the annotation of a GenBank genome assembly.
UCUCUUUUAGUGUUUCAAAUACGAAACUAUGCAGCCCCAGUUAAAAAGGAAUCCUUUUCAAGGGACAAACCUCAUGUGAACAUUGGAACCAUAGGUCAUGUGGAUCAUGGAAAGACAACUCUUACAGCAGCAAUCACUAAAGGUGUGGAACAGUGGACAAUGCUUCCACAAAUCUGGUUUUUCACUGCUAUUGUUUAUUUUGAUUCCAGAAGUCUUUGUUUAUUCCUGUGAUCACUGACACCAGGGGUUUCAAAAUAGGCUACUGAUUGUUGGAGGUCUGCUGGCCCAACUCCCAUGAGUGGCCAAGACAGAAUUUCUCCUUACAAUAUCAAUACAAUAUCAACCAGAUGAGUGAUGAGAAUAAAGAAAAAUAUAAAUUUGGGGAUAAUUUAUUGAUCCAAUAUUAAAUUCUCUGAACUAAUGUUAUAAGAAUUGUAUGGUUGACAGUAAGGAGAAUUACAAAUUUGAUCUGGGAGUCCAAGGGCUAAUAAAUUGUUGCCUGUCACUCUAGUCAAAAUAAUUACCUUUUAGCCCCUAUUGAAUGUUUCACAGUCACUUGGUUUUGCUGAGUCUGAUUCCUACUUCAAAAUAUUUUGAAACCCUUGUAAGACCUGACUUACACCUAAUUUCCCCUUUCAGUAUCACCCCUGCAUCAAACAUUAAGGUCAACUUACAACUUGCAAAGCCCCUUGGUGUUCCCAGAAAUCUUUGGAUGUAACACAAGGAUUUGAUUAUUGCUAACUCAUUCUUUGAGUGGUGCAAAACCAAAGCUAAAGUUAUCACAAUGGCCAAAUGGAAAAAUAAUAAAUAUCAUAAGGAGACAAUUCCAACUAAAAGUAAGAAAUGGCAAUGAAGAAGAGGGUAAUUUGAAUGAGUGAAAAAAGUCAAGUCUUUUACAUUGUAGCUUCACAUCUGAUUGGUUAAACAGGAUGGUACAAUUUUGUUAAACCAAUCACAGAGCUAAUUUAAGCAAAAGCAGUGCAAUCUUGGAUUGCUUUCAACAUUUAAUGGAAAAUGGCUCCAAUCUUGUCAAUGAAUGCUAAUGUCCUUUAAUUUGUAUAAUUUCCAGUGUUGGCAGAAGGAGGGACGGCAAAUUACAAGUCGUAUGCUGAUAUUGACAAUGCUCCAGAGGAGAAGGCCCGUGGAAUCACAAUCAACACAGCACAUGUUGAGUAUCAAACGGACAGCAGACAUUAUGGACAUGUAGACUGCCCAGGUCAUGCUGAUUACAUCAAGGUAUGGGGAAUAUUGUUCAAGUUAACUUUAUUUUGACUUGACAUUAUGAAAUACAGUCGACUCUCACCUGGUAGACACUCUGCUAUGGCGAAACAUAUAAAGAAAUUACUGAAACACCUGUUAUUAUGGACUCUUGCUAUUACAGAAAUGCAGACACUUUUGCUCCCCCAACCACACCCAAAACUCAAAAACCAUAAACAUUUUUAAUAAUGUGUGAUGAAAAUAUGAAAGCGAUCUUGGCUGUAAUGAACACUGAUUAAGCAGUGGUGAAAAUAAGGUCUGAAAAAAAUUCAGGCCUGUAAGUGAUUUGAACCCAUGACUUCUGCAAUACUGGUGCAGUGCUCUGUGGACUGAGUUCACAAGCCAACUGGGAGCUGGUCAUCAUGUUGAUUUGUAAUAAACUUGUGAAGUGAUGAAAAUCAUAUGUAUGAUAUGUUUUCAGAACAUGAUCACCGGAGCUGCCCAAAUGGAUGGUGCUAUUCUAGUUGUGGCCGCAACUGAUGGUCAAAUGCCGCAGACGAGAGAACAUCUCUUACUUGCCAGUCAGGUUGGUACAGAUUGUUUUUCAUUGGCACAAUUACUAGUAAUUGUAACAUCAUAGUACACUUUGUUGGUUUUUUUUUUAACUCCCAGUAGUGACCAAGACAUAUUUUCUCCCUAGAAUGUCAAUGCAAUAUCAAGCAAACAAGUAAUGAGAAUAUAAAAAAUAUCAAUUUAGGGAUUAUUGUCUGAUCCAAUACUAAAUUCUCAGUAUUAACAUCAUAAACAAUGUGUGGUAAAGAACUCAAUGCUUGACUCACUAGGUCUCAAAGUUCAGUGCACUGGCUAUUCAACCGUCUUGCACUGUACUCAGAAAAGGAGCUGAAUUUACUUUCUUUGCUCAGCAUAAUUUGUUUUAUUUUUUUUUGUCUUUCAGGUUGGCAUUAAGCACCUUGUUGUGUACCUGAAUAAAGCUGAUGCUGUGGAUGAUGAAGAAGUUAUUGAACUGGUGAGCUGACAACACUAUGAUGUUUGGGAGUGUUGCUAUCCCUUCUUAACAGAAUGCUAGUCCAAUGCAAGUCCAAUGCUAGUUCAGUGCUAGUCCAAUGCUUGUCCAAUGCUAGUCCAAUGCUAGUCCAAUUCUAGUCUUUCACUUUUACUUGUUGAUUUUUUGGUACCCAUUUAUACCAUGGGGUGUAGAGAGAAAGAAAUUAAAUUGUUUUGCCCAAGAACACAACACGAUUAAGCACCACAAGCUUAAACCAAAGUGUUUCCAUUUUGCAUCUGGUGCACCAACCUCUAGGAACACCUGCCACAAAUAAACCAAACACUUACAUGAGAGUGCUAUUUGUGACAGUUUUUUUUUUUUUUUAACCCAAACAGGUUGAAUUGGAGAUGCGAGAGGUUCUAUCUGAGUAUGGCUUUGAUGGAGAGAACACCCCCAUUAUUUCAGGGUCUGCUCUUUAUGCAUUAGAGGACAAGGAACCAGCAAUGGGUAGAGAGACAGUUGUCAAACUCCUGAAAGCUGUGGAUGAGCACAUUCCUACACCAGAAAGAGAACUCGACAAACCCUUUCUCCUCCCUGUUGAAGAUGUUUUUUCCAUUCCUGGGCGAGGCACUGUGGUAACAGGCAGGAUUCAAAGAGGUACAAUCAAGAUUGGUGAUGAAGUGGAACUCGUGGGACAUAAAUCCAAGGCAAAGACGAUAAUCACAGGUAAACUGAAUGGAUUAAAAAAAAUGCAACUACAUGUGUAUGAUAAAAAGUGUUGAAACCUCCUCUGCUGGAACAGAUUUCCUCUUCAAAAAAUUUCACCUUAAAUUUGAUGGCAAUUAUUUAUACAUAUUUAUAUGUAUAUAUAAUAUAUGUGUGUAUAUAAUAUAUAUGUGUGUGUAUAUAUACUUGGUAAUUAAAAUGAGAAACAAACAUGUGCUUCUUUUUGAAAUGAGUUCCCCUCGUAAAUCAAUUUUGGAUUUACCAAUUUCAGCAUGUGUUGUAACCAAGAGUUCAAAUAACUUACUGCUUUUCCUUGGUGUCAAACGGACAAAGUGAACAUAUUUGCCUCUUGUGUUUCAGGUAUUGAGAUGUUUCACAAACUCCUUGACAGAGGGGAGGCUGGGGACACCUUAGGCGCAUUGCUCAGGGGGACUAAGAGAGACGAAGUCAGACGUGGAAUGGUGCUGUGUGCACCUGGAACCAUCAAAUCGCACAAAGAGUUUGAGGCUCAGGUACUGUAAUGAGUUGUUAUAUACACUCAUCUUAUAUGAUAUCAGCUGAGAAUGUUCUUUAUAAGUCUUAUGAACCUUUAGCCUUCCCCCUUCCCGCACUAACCACAGGAAGGCUCGCAUCGGCCGUGGGGCUUUAGAGGCAAAGGCUAGCAGAAUCGGCUGCCAUGAGUGACCAAGACAGAAUUUCUCUUCACAAUAUCAAUACAAUAUCAACUAGAUAGGCGAUAAGAAUAAAGAAAAAUAUCAAUUCGGAUAUAAUUAGUUGAUCCAAUACUAAAUUCUACAAACUAAUAUUAUAAUAAUUGUAUGAUAAGACAGGAAGGAGAAUAAUAAAUUUGAUCUGGGAGUUAAAGGGUUAAAGAUCCCUUGGUGGUCAAAUCUGUCAAACGGAACCUGAUCGCAGGCUGCCCAGAAACUGGAUUAUGGUACAAUUUGGGCGAUUCAAAGACGACAAGAAAAAUUGUUAACUCGGGUAUGAUGGAAUAGAUGGUAUAUGUUGGUCGUGAUGGUGAAACAAGAAAAUCGAAACAAACACGGUUAUGUGAGUGAACCAACUUGGCUUAGCUUUUGAAUCAGUUUUUACAUAAAAAAAUCUGAUCAACCUGUGUCUCGAACAGGUAAAUCGGCAAGGAGGUUUGACUUGGCUUGAGGGAGAACUUUUUCACUGAUGUAAACGCGCACAAAUAUUUUACCGCAGAAGGGUUAUCCUUUGAGUUUACUUGUAACCCAGGGUCAUGUAAAAGAUCCCUAAGAGAAAUCCUUAGUCGUCGUUUUUCUUAAACCUUACAGGUGUACAUAUUGAACAAGGAAGAGGGCGGACGCCAUAAACCGUUUGUAUCCAAUUAUCAGCCUCAGAUGUACAUCAGAACAGCAGACGUGUCGGCCACCAUAAGCCUCCCGGAAGGGAAGGAUUUUGUCAUGCCCGGGGAAGAUGCCUCAUUCACUAUUAAGCUCAUGUUCGACAUUGCGCUUGAGACUGGGCUCAGGUUUACCCUUCGAGAAGGCAGCAGGACUGUGGGGACAGGGGUGGUCACUAAGAUAAUCGAGUGA